Messenger RNA from Trypanosoma conorhini, 2868 nucleotides. RefSeq lists its product as uncharacterized. NCBI's taxonomy places the organism in Eukaryota, Euglenozoa, Kinetoplastea, Trypanosomatida, Trypanosomatidae. Bases 1 to 2868 code for a protein of 955 amino acids. The record is from RefSeq and is a predicted model, not a curated record. The transcript has a single exon.
AUGACUGCUACUCUCAGUUCAUUGACGGGGCUGCUGCUUCUUCGCCGGGGAUGCGGGGGGGACGCGUCGGCGUCCAUCGUGCUAGACGCGUCUCCGGAUGAAUUUAUACGCCACGUCUGUGGCGCCGCCCCGGAUGGGUCCGAGGUUGGCGAAACAUCGCGGAGGCUCGACUCCUUGCUUGACACACAGACCAGCGUCCUCGCGCAGUCGCGGCUUCUCUGCCCACGUGAGUGGACCUUUGCAUCCUCUCCCUCUCCAGCCACCACGUCGGGUUGGCACGCCGUUACAGCCAAUAGCUUUGCUUAUAUUCUGCACACGUGGAGCCAACUAACCGCCCACCUUGUUUCUCCCACCGCACGCAAAGGCAUGAGUGUCAGUUUCUUUCCGACCAGCCUGCCGAAGUGUAUUGUGCCUUCAUUGAGCGGCGGCUGCUGCGAUAACGUUUAUCAUGAGGUGCGUGCACACAUUCCGAUUCGCCUUGUGCAUCCGCCUCUACCAGCAAAGACUAACGGUGAAGAGCGGUUGGAGACUACUGGUCUUCAUGCUGCGCUGGAGGAGUUUUUGCGGUCUCGUCGUAUGUGCGCGCGUUUACUUCGCCAACUCAUUCACGACGCAUGCUUAAAGUUCAUGUCAGAUGGUGGGUGCUGCGUUCCCACGUCAACCAGUGAUGAGGGGCUGCGGCGUGACACCUCUUGUGCCUGUUUGACAGACGAAGGCGUGGGCGAGGAGAUGAUGUGCUGCGUCUGCGGCUGCAUUAAGCGAAGUUUUAGACCCGUGCAUCAUCUGCUGCUGCCGCUAGGAACCGCCUUGGCGCUACCCACGCCCAUUUUGCUUACUCUCGGAGUAGAGUACGACGAAGUCCUGCCCAACGUCGCGGCGGGGGCGGAAGGCAAACCCGCCGCAGAGGACGUGGUGGGGGAAAGAGGCGUGACCAUUUCGAUACACACGGUUGUGCGCGUCACGCGUGCCCGCGCGGGAGAUGAGCCGCGCUGGAAGUCGGAGAUGUUGGCGUACAAGGCGCUGACGGCGCUCCUGCCCGUGCAGUUUGCAGUGCAGGGGGCAAGCACGAUAGAGGUGGGCGAGGUGGGGCCGGACGGCGGCGUUUCCGCCUGGUCGCAGCGCACCGGGGUGGAGGUGUUGAGGGCGGGGGAGCAGAUGCAGGAGACGCGGGAGCGCGUGCCGCCAUCGCUGAAGCCCCUCCCGCAGCACGUUGCGACGGGAACGACGGCGGGCAGAGUGAAGACGCAGCACGACCCCUACUGCGCACUCACGCGCUCCUCCACCUCGCACGAGUCCCACGCGGUGGACAGCCAGAACCUGGAAAGCGUCGAUGACGGCGAGGACAACCACAGCGAGAGUGGGGGCGGUAGCUACAACGGCGGGAACUCCUUCGCGCAGGAAGUGGGCAAAGACGGCGGCCCCAUCUUCAGCUCCUCGGAUAAGGCCGCUGGGGAGGUGGCCGGGACGCCCGCGAAGGGGGAGAAGAGAGAGGAGGAGAGAGAGGAGGAGAGGGAGGAAGAGAGGGAGGAGGAGAGGGAGGAGGAGGAGGAAAUGUCCAUGGAUGAGGUGAGGCAGGUUGUUUUGUCAUUAACGCAGGACCUCGCGGAGAAUAGGCGGCAAUGCGCGGAGCUGCAUCAGGCGCUCCAGUGUCAGCUGUAUUCCCUGCUCCUUCAGUUUGCAUCCGGCAAGGAGGCGACGCCACAGCGCAGGAGGAAUCGGGGGGGCAGGCACAAAAACGAGGAUGAGACAGGGGCCUUGGCAUUUCUUUCCGCGUUCCUCGGGACUACCGCCGAAGCCGAGAACGACAAUGCAAGGCUGCAGCAGGCCAUGGAAACGCUGACAAACUCUGGGUGCGGCGGCGGCGGCGACGGCGGCGGCGACAAUGAAAGCAGUGCCUACACCACCUUUGACGACUGCGUCAAGGAUGCGGCAGAGGGGAUUCAAACACUCGAGGACCGCCUGCGUGCUGGGCCAGUGGUGAUUGUGAGCGUGAGUAGCACUAGAAAACGACCUCGAAGCGGCGUCGUGGCCAAAAAAACUGGGCGGAAGCGAAAGAACGAGGUUUUCGUCUUCGCGGCCGCAACGAGGUGUCUCACAUCGGAAGCGCAGAGAAGAACUGCCAGUGCAGCGUGUAAAAAGGCGCUCGACAAGAACGCCGAAGAGAACGACGGCGCCAGCGUCGUGCUGCGGGGCUCUGCGUCAGCGCUUGCGGAGGCACGCCGGCACGUGGAUGACACGCUUGCGAGCCUGCGGGCUGCGGUUGCUUGGGGGCGCCAGCGGGUCACGGAGCUGCGUUUCACCUGCCAGCUGUGCCAGGGGGCACUGGCUCCCUGCCUGGAGGCCCGAACAGCCCUCGCGAAGGCGGAGCAGAAGGCGCGCGCAGACCUGCAAAUAGACUACCUUGUGGCGGAGGCGAUUGCGCGGGAGGCAAUUAGCGGCGCGAGCAAUGCGGCGAGCGGCGAGGAGGACGGCGAGGAGGAAGCGGAAGAAGGGGAAGCAAAAGUGCUGAUGGGGGAGGCUUCGGCUGAGGGGCCCGAAGGGCGGGACGACGGGGCAGAGGCGGAAGAGCGCGCGUUCGUGGAGGGCGCGAAGGGGCCACCCGCGGCGGACGAAGCGGCCACCACGCCAAAAGGGCGCAAGGCUGUUUGCCCCCCGAAUGGACGGCGCCCGCAGUCGACGGGUUCGCAGGAGCCAACACCGCCACCUUGUUUGCCGCCGAAGAGGCGCCGAAACGGCGGCGUUGAAAAGGCAAGGAAACCUCCCGCUUCUCGCACAGACUCCGGGCUGCAGAGGCGGGUUUUGCACAUGACCGUUUGUGUGUUUCUGCUGCUGUGCGCAUUGGGUGUGAUGGCCUACUUGUUCCCGUGA